Molecule: messenger RNA, 2705 nt
Organism: Schizophyllum commune H4-8
Lineage: Eukaryota; Fungi; Basidiomycota; Agaricomycetes; Agaricales; Schizophyllaceae
Product: fucose-specific lectin
Exons: 7
Coding region: 425-2533 (702 amino acids)
Source: RefSeq, a predicted model, not a curated record
AGCCGGCAUUCCAAGCCGCCCUUCAUUGCGACCACCGGGCGCUGAGAUGAUUCUGGCCUUAUACGAUUGCACAGGCAACGGGAAAUGGGCGGUAAAGAUAGUAUGCGAAGCUGACAGUCAAAGGUCUGGUGGCUCGUCUUGACGCCCUGCUCAGCCGGCUCAUAUCAGCGUCCGGCGCGAGAAGCAAAUCUGUCAAGAUUUCUUCCGACUUGACAGUCCAACACCGAACAGUCUGUGCGUCUCUCUAUUCAGCCUGGUCCCCGUGCCCCGUUAUCGCUGCUCUUUAGCCAUUAUGUUUGCUAUGAUUUUUCUACAGGUGGUUCAUGCAGGCGGCGUAUAUAAGGGCGGGCUGAAAGCCCAUAAGAGACCAGCGCAGUGUUACCUCAACGCAGCCUACAGCUUUUCUGUACAGAACACAGUCAACAUGUCUUCGCACGCUCAGCAGGAUCCGUCUAUCGCGCCGUCCGAGGCAGCAGAUGUCAUUGCCGACACGGACGUUGUCUUCGGGCGCACUGUCGUCCCCGUCCCGCUGCACAACAAGCCUAUGAAGAAAGACAUGCUCGGGUUUGAGUACGCCGAGCACAGCUACAUCGGCGACACUAUCAACCUCACGCUUGCCAACGGCACGAAGGUUCCGGCCAUCGACCAGAAGUACACGCUCAAGAACGGUCUCGUCGUCACCUACGGCCAGAUCAACGGCCUCGCAGGCGAUUUCUACGGCACCACAGACCCCAUUAGCGAUGGCAAGGAUGCGCAGGACCAGUCGAAGCGUUUCCUCGCGGCGUUCAGCACCCUCGCCGAUCCGAGCUCUCGCCAGCCCCAGGAAGCUCGCGACAUCCUCGCCGUCCUACAAACCGAGGUCGACGCUGUCAACGAUGCGCUGCACCGCCACGAGGACCCGUCGGUUGCGUACAACCAGCUCCCGGACGUCAGCGUGAAGCUGCAGUGGCUUACGCAGUUCCGCCCUUCCGGGUUUCCGAGCUAUCUGGGGCUGGCGCGCAUCAACUGGGAUCACUUCGGCCCCGACGCGCGCACGGCGUACAACGCAGGGCAUGCCCUGGCGCUGCAGACCGCGGCUAACGGUGAUCUGGACGGGGCGUACACGCUGAACGCCUUUGCCGACCACUUCCUGGAAGAUUCGUUCUCGUCCGGCCACCUGCGUACUCCCCGUAGGGGCUUGCACAGGUCGCUCGACCUUACGUCCGAUGCUUGUGCUAAGUUUAUGCACGACGAGGACUGCGCCAUUGGCUUGUCGGUCAGGAACCCCGGUGGGGAAUGGUGGACCUGCUACGGCGACAAGCGCGCACUUGACGAGGUCGCUGCCGACAACCUCAAGCGCUGCGUCGCCGCCGUGCAGGCCUCCGCAGACGAGAUUUACGCCGCCUACACGAACAAGGCCAUCCCUUCGCCUAACAACUACAAAGCGUGGACCAUCGCCCCGACCCUCGAGUCUGCGCUCGGCACGCAAGACCUUGCACCGCUCUUCAAGUACAAAGAUGCCUCCCAGACGGACGUCGAGCGUCGCAAGGUCAUCGAGAACCGCCGCAUGCGCGAGCUCACCAUGAGCUGGUGGUUCUGGUCCACGGCGGCCGAGUGCAAGACGAGCGGGUGGUGGAAGUACCCCAUCACAAUCGACGGCCCACCCAAGAUCGUCCCGUACACCAACUUCGCGGUGACGACCCCGCGCAUCUGGAGCGCGCGCGUGUACUAUCAGAAUCCCCCGGGCGGCGUACUGGAGAGCGUGCACAUCGACGGGCAGUGGACCGGCGGCAUCGACCAGCCGAGUCUUUGGGACGCCGCGCCCUUCACGCCUCUCGCGGCCAUUAACUGGGACCGCGGAAAUCAGGUUCGCGUAUAUUACCUCAACACCGACAACAAGCUGCAGGAGUACUGCUACGAGCACGGCAACUGGUCUCCGGGCAGCCUGAACGGCAUGGACAUCCAGGCUGCCUUCAAUACCUCCAUCGCCGCGUUCCAGUACGAGAAUGAUACCGGUUUGCACAUUCGCGUGUAUUGCCAAGAGGAUGGCUCGAACGAGAUCCAGGAAUUCUGCUGCGAUGAACGCUGGCUCAGAGGCGCCACACUGCCUUCGGCUCUCAGCGGGACCAGCAUCGCGGCUAUCCCCUUCGAAUUCAACGGCCUCCAAUUCCGCGUCUACUAUCAAACCGACGACCUCUACAUCCGCGAGCAGGUCCUGAACAACGACGGGUGGUCUUCGGGUGAUUUCGUGGGUGGCCCAGCGCCCGGCCGAACCCAGAUUGGCGCGCUCUUCGGUAGCUGGCGCGGCGUUGUACUGGACGUCUACUGGAUGAACAUGGAUUCCGAGAUCACCCGCGCUACCAACAUCGAUGGUUGGUGGAACAACAGCACUGUCGUCGGCCCUCUUGAACGGGGCGCGAAGUUCGCUCCUGCCCAGUGGGACGGGGGCCGCUACGUUCGGGUGUACUAUCAGUCCGCCGACAACUCGGUGCUCGAGAUCUGCAACGACAACGACGAGGGCUGGUACUCCGGUGAUACUGUGGGAAAGGCUUGAGAUGCUACGAUGUAUCGUAUGGCCGUUGUCCGUGUAUAUAAUAUAUAGUAUAGUCGAUCUUUGUCAUAUAUCACCUUGCUUGCAAGGUCUUUCCCGUGUCUCAUUGACCCCAUCAAAAUUGACCCCAUGUGCGUGGCACGUUACGAAGACAACAUCGGUAAAUGCGCAGACA